AUUGAAGUCAAAAUACAAUCCUUUGAAUCAGCAUUAUCAAGUUUUAAAGACAUCAAAAAUGAAGAGAGAUAAAUACGGUCUACGCACUCAUUUUCCUUCAUCGAAAUACGUCGGUUUUGCCGAUGAGUCUUCCGAAGAAUAUUUGGGAAAGAGAGCUACCAACUUCGGCAACCAAGCCAGGUUAAAUAUAUUGAAGAAGGAAACAUCAAAACUCAGAGAUACAUUACGCGUAUUUAAUUCUUUCCGAUUUAACAUUCCUCGCAUACAAGGCGAAAUUUUAAACGCCAUACCCCAGUUGGUUGCAGGGCCUGAGAAUGCAGAGCUAUCUACACACGGCCAAUCAGAGCACGACAUUGAGAUCCAAAGAUUGACUGCCGAAUCACGAAUUAUCCAGAACCUCAUUACACUUCUCCAGGAAUUCAACGCUGGAUUGUCAAAUAUCCAAGGGACUCUGAACAAAUUUCUUAUAGAUCAGGGAACAUCUAGACCACCGAUCGAUGUUUAUCCUCAAAUCAGGCUUGAUUCCCCAGCUUCAGUGAGCAUUAACUACGAGAAAAUAGGAUUCCUUAGUCCUGCAAUGGGAAAUUUCUCAUAUACUGAGAAAGAACUCACUAAAGAAGACGUGGAGCAUCAUUUGAGAGACGGAGACAGAUCAUUCCCGCCAACUAUAUCCGUUUCGACAAUUCCAGCGAGAAUCUAUAAUAUUAGCAAAAGACCGACAUUCUGUGACAAAGGGGAAUGCUACGUCUAUAUUAUAGACCCUGGUUUACUUCAAUUGCUCGGCAUCACUUGCCGCGCGACUUCAGAUCUUGUCGAAGAACUGGGAAUUGAGAAAUAUUCCCUCCGCAACCAAGACGGUGCACAAUACGUCACACCGAGUCACCAUAUUUGUCAUGGAUUUAUUCCUGUUGAAGCCAUAAUAAUGAAAAUGAAGUUGGACGUAUAUUACUUGUUGCUUGAAAAAACAGGUAUCACAAUAGCUGGAAGCCUGCUGGAUACCACAUGUAUUCAAAAGCUUACUGUCCAAGAUUAUCUUGGAUUUGCGAGAAAACACAAUAUGGCAUGUUCUGAAACCUCUCGGGUGGAGCUGGGCCCCGCGGCAAAUGGUUUCCUCUCCUUGCAGGAGCACGUUGCCGAUAUUGGCGUCGAAUCUUUAGUGACAAAGAUGUCAGCUUUUCAACUACCGGUUUAACAUACGUCAGACUUUGGGUCAUCCCGCCCGAAUGUGGGAAAUUUUUUCACAUCGUUCAAAGGACCCUUGAGAUCAAAUUACAUAACUCGCUCAGUAAUUGCACAAAUCUGCCACAUUGUUCGGUAAAGGGAAGCCAAAUUAUUUAAGAACAGAGAUAUGUGCCUGUGAUAUCGUCUUGGGGGUAUUAGCAUUUGUAUUUAAUCGAUUUCAAUUAAUGAUGUAUCUGAC
Molecule: messenger RNA, 1420 nt
Organism: Aspergillus steynii IBT 23096
Lineage: Eukaryota; Fungi; Ascomycota; Eurotiomycetes; Eurotiales; Aspergillaceae
Exons: 2
Coding region: 59-1192 (377 amino acids)
Source: RefSeq, a predicted model, not a curated record